CUCUCCUCAUUCAUAGCUCAUUCUAAGUAUUUAUUUCAUCAGAAUUUAAAAUUGUUAUGUUAUCCGAUUAAUAAGGCGUCACUCCAAAAAGCAACAACCCGAAAUAUUUUACAAAAACAGUGUAGGAGGAUUAGAACUUUAACACUGUGUGUUAAAAAGUCGAAAUGGGUGAAAAUGAAAAUCUUAUGGAAAUGGGGCAAGUCCCUCAACAACAAGAAAAAUAUGAUCUGAUGCUAUUUUUCAAACUUUUUCGAAAAAUAAUCACCGUUUGUAAUGAGAAGAAAAUAGACGACAGUAAAAUAGAAUCGCUGAAAUUGUACUUCGUUUCAUCAACUUCAUCAAAUAGUCGUCAAUUCAUCGAAACCUUGAAUUUUUUAAAAACCAAAGAGGCAAAGCUAGCUAAAAGCAACCUCAAGAACAAGAUUCGAGCAGAACUAUUAAAAGUGUCGUUUGAACUAUGUAGACAAAAUGGGGGCGAUGUAUACGAUUUAUGUUUUUUUGCUGCGGCUAUUUGCAAUAAAGAAGUUCUAAAAGAAAAAAUUAGCAGCUGCAGUCGUGAACUACUUAAUACGCCCAGAUAUUCUGAUUCGAUUUUAACUUAUACCCUAAAACAUGCUAACAUUUUCGAGGAAAAUUUUUUUGAUUGCGUAGAUCUUUUGCUAGAAGCGGGCAUUGACAUAAAUAAACCCGACUUCAACGGAGCCACAGCUGUGGAACAUGUUGCCUUUCUGUACAAGAGAAAUAAUUGUCAAGAAGAGAUUAAAAGAAAACUUGAGCAGCUCAUCGAUAAACUCAAACAAAAGGGUAUAUUGUGGGAACUUUUGAAAGAAGAAACGAGACAGCUCAUGGAAAUGCCAACUGAAUCCGAGCAACAUGAGUAUAGUGAUGAUGAUACGAUUAAUCAGCUUUUUUGUUGGAUAGGUAAAGAGAAAAUUGAAGAGUUUUUGAAGUUUAAGAACAUAUGUCAGUUCGUCGACUGUGAUAACGGAGAAAGUACGCUGCUACAGUUCGCUUGUAAAAAGUCUGGCAAAAUGCAUGCUGUAGUAAAAUUUCUUCUGGAACAGGGUGCAAACCCGAACAAAGUCACCGAGAUAUACACAAUGAAACCUCUAGAAAUAGCAGUUCGAAAAAAAAAACACGAACGAAGCUUCAAAGAAAUCCUGAAGAACAAAAAGCUAGAAAUAACAGAAGAAAUGUUCAGUCACUUUGCAAAGUGGUAUCCAGCACACGUGAAACGAAAGCAUUUCGAAAUGUUUUUAGAAUCGGACAAGCUGGAAGCAAAGUUUAUUUGCCAAAAAACCGGAAACACGCCUCUUCAUUAUGCCGUACGUUUUACCCACAAGAAAGCAAUCCAAAAACUACUCAAACAGCCGGAGAAUGUGUUGGACGUUAUAAAUGAAGCUGGUAAGGAUGUUCUAGACACGAUCAGAGUUGACGAUCUUAAGGCACAUUUUGACGCUUCUUUAGCCUUAGACAACUAUAACGAUUUCGGCUCAGAGAAGUACAAAAUGCAACUCCGCUUCAAAUCAUUGGUAUCAUCUUCAAGUGACGAAAUCAAAAUUAUUUCUAAAAUUGCAAAAAAUAAAAACUUGCGCGAACUGUUGACUCAUCCGUUGCUUCACACGUUUCUUGUGUUGAAAUGGUCCAAAGUCGCUUUUUACCACCGGUUGUUGUUAAUUCUACAAUUUUUUUUAUUCAUCACCUUGAGCCCAUCUUUUUACGCGUUAUGUGAAAUUCCCUCCGGGAUUUUUUGGACGUGUGUUUGCUUAGUCGUUGUUAACUUCGUUAUAAAGAUUCCGUUUAUUGUAGCUCCUUAUUUCCGUGGAAAACGGCAACGUCCUACGCUCUACGAAAUCAUAGAAAUUCUACUUAUGUUAACACUUAUAGGAGCGUUUUUCCAGAUCGCUUGUCGAGCUUUUGCUUUCGUGGAAAUGUCCGUCUUGUUUCUUCUAACAGUCGGCUAUCACCCAAAAAUCGCAAAAUGGUCAGCCAUGUUGAAAAAAGUGUUUCAAACCUUCACUUACUUGAUGUUAUUUUUCUCCCUAAUAUUGGCAGCCUUUGCGGUUUCCUUUCUUCUGCUCUUCAAUGAGGAAGGGUUCUUUGAAAACUUCUGGACGUCGCUUUUCGUGACUUACAUUAUGACCACCGGCGAGCUCAACAUGAACGAAAAUUUUGUUUUUUCUACCGCUGGCCAUUAUUUGAUAUUUUUCUUUUUCGCUAUCUUUGUGGCUUUAGUUAUGGUCAAUUUUUGGAUCGGCGUUGCUGUCAGCGACAUAAGUAGCAUCGAAAAGCACGCUGAGAUUAAUGCUUUCAAAAACGUCAUCACUUUCUUGGAGUUUGUUGAAAAACAAUUUCGGAGCAGAGGACUGACACGAUUUUUGCGUUUACCGAAUCCAUUACUAUUUUUUUUCGACGACAAGAAUAAAUAUAAUGUUAACUUUUACGUAAACGCUAAGGAACAGUUCAAAAAUCCUGAAAAUUCGAAGAAACAGUCCGGAGAUUGUGAAGGUUUACCAGAGAAUGUGGGCUCGGAAUGUUUAGAUAAAAUUAAACGGUUUUUUUCUGAACAAACGGAGAGAUCAAAUGACAAAUUUAUUAAUAGACUAGAACAACAGGAGAAAAUGCUGCUUGAAAUACAAAGCUCAAUAAAUUCGCUCAAAGAACAUAUCUUUCAAAAGGAAAACAAGAAAAAUCGAAAAGAAUGUUGAUUACAUUACUUAAUUUUUGUAAGUGAUUGUAUGAAAACUGUGCGAACUGAAGAAAGAAAUAUUUCAAAAUAGUUUUGCAGUAAUUCUUGAAGAUGGCAUUGGAUACUCCUCUGUAUGCCACAAUAUGUUUAAUUUAUUUUCUUCUGUCAAAAUAUAGCUUGUUCUAUUUCUUUUUUGAUCAACACACAGCUCUUAUUAUUAAUUGUUUUUUUAUUGUAAAAAUUUUGGAAUAAAACUACUGAAUAGUUUUGACCAGUCUCCUUUAUUUGCCCUUACAAAAAUAAAGUUCAAACAAACAACUAAUAAGAAGAAACAAAGACAAUAAGACACUAAGGUGAGAAAAAUUACAAAAAAAUACAACUCGCACAAUGAACUCACCGAAAAACCACUUCAAAACCUAGACAGUAGUAAAGUUUUGUCCAAAAUUUUGCAGUCAAGCAACUUGAUACAAAACAACGUAAUAAAUCAGACGCAUGCAGUCGUUUGUUCGGUAAAUUCAUUCCCUACAUAGAAAAUCCUCUCCGUACAAUUAGGCUUACAAAAAUCUGAUCCAAAAUACACACUGUUCAACUACCGUCAUUACAAACGGCGAGAAUUUUCUACGUUCUAACUUCAAUUAAGAUUUAUCAAACUUCCAAACUUGCUCUGCUGAUACAUUCAGUUUUGGAAGUUGGACAAUCUGUCUGGUCAAUACUAAAUCUCUUUUCUCAAAACAAUGUGUAAUAAGUAUUUACAAUUUCUAAGAUAGGUAGUUUUUGGACGAAUAAGUUUGGCGAACAAUUCCAGGACAGGCAAGAUGAUUUCCCGAAGGACCAGGACGCUGACUGUUGUAGGUGCAUUUUCUCUGAACGCCUUGAAACAGAUUUCCGAUAUCUUCAGGAUGGUCCAUCCACUGAUUGCCAGGGCUGCGGAGUAGAUGGCCUAUUUUUAGCACUUUGCUCCUAGUUUGUCACUGAAAAAGUGUAAACUUAAGAUAAUAGCACUAACAGAUUUACUAUUAUUAUUAAAAAAAGUAAACAAAAAAAA
Zophobas morio is the source of this 3734-nucleotide messenger RNA. RefSeq lists its product as uncharacterized. Gene Ontology annotation, molecular function: protein binding. The record is from RefSeq and is a predicted model, not a curated record. The coding region runs from base 165 to 2708 and encodes 847 amino acids. The transcript has 3 exons. NCBI's taxonomy places the organism in Eukaryota, Metazoa, Arthropoda, Insecta, Coleoptera, Tenebrionidae.